This is a messenger RNA of Fusarium keratoplasticum, 1056 nucleotides long. RefSeq lists its product as uncharacterized. NCBI's taxonomy places the organism in Eukaryota, Fungi, Ascomycota, Sordariomycetes, Hypocreales, Nectriaceae. The transcript has a single exon. The record is from RefSeq and is a predicted model, not a curated record. The coding region runs from base 1 to 1056 and encodes 351 amino acids.
AUGCGCUACUCUUACACUCUUCUAGCCUUUGCCGUCACGGCUCUGGCUCUCCCCACAGCCAAGCCCGCCGACGAUGGCAAGUGGGCUCCCGGCAAGUACGAAGGCAAGGGCACUGGCUUCGACGAUGGCAAGUGGACACCUGAAAAGUACGACAAGAGGAACGACGACGGUUCCUGGCACCCUGGGAAGUACGAAGGCGAGGGUACCGGCCACGAUGAUGGCAAGUGGACCCCUACCAAGUACGACAAGCACCACAAGCGCAACGAUGAUGGCUCUUGGAAGCCUGGAAAGUACGAAGGCGAGGGCACCGACUUUGACGAUGGCAAGUGGACGCCUGAGAAGUAUGACAAGCGCAACGACGACGGCAGCUGGCGCCCCGGUAAAUACGAGGGUGAGGGAACUGGCCAUGAUGAUGGCAAGUGGAAUCCCACCAAGUAUGACAAGAACCACAAGCGCAAUGACGAUGGUUCAUGGAAGCCCGGCAAGUAUGAGGGCGAGGGAACCGGCUUUGACGACGGAAAGUGGACCCCUACCAAGUACGAUAAGAACCACAAGCGCAACGAUGACGGUAGCUGGCAUCCUGGCAAGUAUGAGGGUGAGGGCACCGGCUUUGAUGAUGGCAAGUGGACUCCUGAGAAGUACGACAAGCACCACAAGAGGAAUGAUGACGGCUCUUGGCACCCCGGCAAGUACGAGGGUGAGGGAACUGGUCACGAUGACGGAAAAUGGACUCCUGAGAAGUACAACAAGAAGAACACCAAGCGUAACGAUGACGGUUCCUGGAAGCCCGGCAAGUAUGAGGGCGAGGGUACUGGCUUCGACGAUGGCAAGUGGACACCCGAGAAGUAUGACAAGAAGAACACCAAGAGGAACGACGAUGGAAAGUGGGCCCCUGGAAAGUACGAGGGUGAGGGCACCGGCUUUGAUGAUGGCAAGUGGACGCCCGAGAAGUACGACAAGAAGAACACCAAGCGCGCCGAUGAUGGCAGCUGGCACCCUGGCAAGUAUGAGGGUGAGGGUACUCCCUACGAUGACGGCAAGUGGAAGGGCAACUAA